Molecule: messenger RNA, 2777 nt
Organism: Sitophilus oryzae (rice weevil)
Lineage: Eukaryota; Metazoa; Arthropoda; Insecta; Coleoptera; Curculionidae
Product: ribonucleoside-diphosphate reductase large subunit-like
Exons: 12
Coding region: 137-2602 (821 amino acids)
Biological process (GO): deoxyribonucleotide biosynthetic process; DNA replication
Cellular component (GO): ribonucleoside-diphosphate reductase complex
Molecular function (GO): ribonucleoside-diphosphate reductase activity, thioredoxin disulfide as acceptor; ATP binding
Source: RefSeq, a predicted model, not a curated record
GUCAAAUCACACGUCAAAUAAUUGGCGGCAAUUGGCGGGAAUCGGUAACACAACACACAACAAUUUUCUUCUACAGUUAUCUCAGAUUUUUAUAAACAUUUUUCAGUUGAUUUAAUAUUAACUAUUAGUAACAAAAAUGGUUCCCAAACCUACACCAAAGUUAUACGUGAUAAAACGAAAUGGAAGACAUGAAGAUGUUUAUCUGGACAAAAUUACUUCCAGAAUACAGAAAUUAUGCUACGGGUUAAAUAUGGACUUUGUAGAUCCGCUUUCAAUUACGUUAAAAGUUAUUAGUGGAUUGUAUCCUGGCGUUACCACGGUUGAAUUGGAUACUUUAGCUGCUGAGACAGUUGCCACUAUGACUAUAGAUCACCCCGAUUAUGCCAUUUUAGCUGCAAGAAUUGCCGUAUCAAAUUUACAUAAGCAAACUAAAAAAAACUUUAGCGAUGUAAUACAUGAUCUGUACCAUGCAAUUAACGAAAAGACUAAGUUACAAACCCCAUUGAUCUCAAAUAAGCAUUAUGAAAUAGUUAUGAACAAUUCAGAUCAACUUAAUUCAUGUAUUAUCUACGACAGAGAUUUUUCAUAUACCUAUUUUGGUUUUAAGACACUGGAACUAUCUUAUUUGUUUAAAAUUAAUGGGAAAAUUGUAGAAAGACCGCAGCACAUGUUAAUGAGAGUUGCUCUAGGUAUUCAUGGCGAAGACAUUGAGUCUGUUAUUGAAACUUAUAAUUUGCUUUCUGAAAAGUACUUUACACAUGCCAGUCCUACACUUUUUAAUGCAGCCACACCGAGACCGCAGUUAUCUUCAUGCUUCUUGCUCGCAAUGCCUGACGAUAGCAUUGAUGGUAUUUACAAUUGUCUUGCUCAGUGUGCUCUAAUCACUAAAAUGGCAGGAGGUAUUGGAGUUCAUGUACAUAAUAUUAGAGCCAAAGGUACAAUAAUUGCUGGUACUGGUGGUACAUCAAAUGGUUUAGUACCCAUGUUGAGAGUGUUCAACAGCACGGCAACAUAUGUUGAUCAAAGUGGAAGAAGACCUGGAUCAUUUGCUAUAUAUUUGGAGCCAUGGCAUGCUGAUGUUUUUGAAUUUUUAAAUUUAAGGAAAAAUACAGGAAAAGAAGAAAUGAGAGCAAGAGAUUUGUUUUAUGGCCUAUGGGUACCGGAUUUAUUCAUGAAGAGGGUUGAAUCGGAUGAUACAUGGUCUUUGAUGUGUCCACAUCAAAGUCCUGGCUUAUCAGAUUGUUAUGGCGAGAAGUUUGAACAAUUAUACGAAAAAUAUGAGAAGGAAAACAGAUUUGUGAGACAGGUACGUGCACAAGACUUGUGGCGCGCUAUUAUAGCCUCGCAAGUUGAGACUGGUACUCCCUAUAUGCUGUACAAAGAUGCUUGUAACAGGAAAUCGAAUCAGAAGAACUUAGGAACGAUAAAAAGUAGUAAUUUGUGCACUGAAAUUAUCGAGUACACUGCACCAGAUGAAAUAGCCGUGUGCAACUUGGCUUCUAUUGCCGUCAAUAUGUUUGUCACAUCUGAUAGGAAGAACUUUGAUUUUAAUAAAUUAAAAGAAGUCACAAAGACCGUUACAAAAAAUUUAGAUAAAAUAAUUGAUAUCAACUACUACCCCCUUCAGGAAGCGAAAAAUUCAAAUAUGCGUCAUAGACCUAUUGGUAUCGGUGUCCAAGGUCUUGCUGAUGCAUUUAUCUUGCUCAAAAUUCCGUUUGAUAGUGAAGAAGCGGCUUUGCUCAAUAGACAAAUUUUUGAGACCUUGUAUUAUGGGGCUCUGGAAGCAAGUUGCGAGUUAGCUGAGCGAUUGGGCACUUACUCCACUUACCAAGGUUCACCUAUAAGACAAGGAAUUCUGCAGUUUGACAUGUGGAACGUUAGGCCCACAAAUUUGUGGGACUGGGAUGUUCUUAGGGCUAAAAUUGCAAAACACGGAGUUCGUAAUUCUCAGCUUAUAGCUCCUAUGCCUACAGCUUCCACUGCACAAAUUCUAGGAAAUAACGAAAGUAUCGAGCCCUACACUACAAAUAUUUAUACACGAAGAGUAUUAUCAGGAGAAUUUCAGGUAGUAAAUCAUCAUCUCCUUAAAGAACUGACAGAUAGAGGCAUGUGGGAUGACAUUAUGAAAAACCAGCUCCUGGCCAAUCACGGGUCGAUCCAAAACAUCCCGGGAAUCCCCGACGAUAUUAAGGCCAUUUACAAGACAGUAUGGGAGAUUUCGCAGAAAGUCAUACUUAACAUGGCCGCCGAUAGAGGCGCUUUUAUCGAUCAGAGUCAAAGCCUGAAUAUCCACAUCGAAAGGCCGAAUUACGGAGUCCUAACCUCAAUGCAUUUCUACGGAUGGAAGAAAGGUUUGAAAACUGGCAUGUACUAUUUGAGGACAAAACCUGCGGCCAAUCCUAUUCAGUUUACUGUGGAUAAGUCGAAAUUGCUGGUUCAAAGUGAUAGUAAAAAUAAAGACCAUACAUCACCUACGAAGAACGGUUACCAGAAUGGUAGUGGUGAAAAUGGAGCUCUUAAUGGCAAAUCUGAAGAGGAGGAUAUGGCUGCUUUAGUGUGUUCACUCACCAAUCCAGGAAAUUGUGAUAUGUGCGGAGCAUAAGGAUUUUUUACUGUUCUCUGUUAAUUAAAACUAAAUUAAAUCCGUUUUACUAUGUACUUAUUAACUUUUAAGUGGGAUCACACAGCAAUUUUUCUAUGAUCCUGAUUUUAUAUAAACAAUUUUGUUUUAUUUAAAAAAUCAAUUUUAAACGUCACAAUACAGUUUUUAUCUCAUA